AUGGCAGAGUGGAGCAAAAAUAAUAGACACACGACACACAGGGAUGACUGGGAAUGGGAUUUUGGUCUUGGUACUCAAGAUAUUUGGAAGUCUUUCAGGUCGACAAGCCCCAUCUCCUUUUCUGAGUUUGACUUGUUGGAGAAGUCCCUUUUUAAACCUCGGUCCUCGGCAUUAAGUGUGGGUUUACUUGGAUCAGGUCAUCACUCCAAAAUCAGCACCAGCUCCAUUGGCAGUCAGAGAAAGAUGAAACAAAGCGAAUUAAGUGGCAGUCAAAGAUGGCAGUCUGUCUCACGUCUAGCGCCAGAGGGUGCCUCUCAAGCUCAGUCUUCCCAAGAGCUUGAGCUGCAAGCUGCACUGAAGGAAAGUAGCAUACAAAGGACAGAGCUUGUCCAGAAGUUACGAGAGACCCACGGUCAUCUGGACGCACAAACAGACCUCCUGAAGACUAAGGAGUCUCAGCUUCAACAGUGCCAGAGCACCACCCAGCUGCUGGAGCUCAGACAUAAGCAGCUGAAAAAGACUCUAAAUGCUCUUGAGCAGCAGAAAAAGGCAGCUGACCUAAGCUGCGUUGAGGAGAGCAGUCACCUGGCAGAGCUGCAAGACAAAGUGCUGCAGUUGGAGAUGGACAUUUUAAAAACCAAGUCAAGCAUGGAGUCCAGGAGAACUGCUCAAGCAUCAGCUUCACUACCAGACAGACAGCUCAACAAUUCCAUGCCCAUGACAAAAGAUAACCUCAACAGAGAGAAAACUGCUGAGAAGGAAAUUAAAAAGCUGAAAGAAGCUCUCAGAGAGUCAACAGAAAAAGCAAAACUCUUAGAUGCUGAGAAGGACCAUGCACUGAAACAACUAAACACAUCUAAAGAGAGUCAGUGGAAGAUAUUGAACCAGAUGGAGGAACUAAAGCAGAGGCUUAGCAUGUCUAAGCAGGCCAAAAAUGAGUUGCAGGAUCAGCUCAGUGAAACUCACAGUCAAUUUGGCCAGCUGGAACUGGAAAAAGACCUGCUCUCUACCAAAGCAUUGCGACUGGAAGACAAUAUAGAGGAUUUAAAGGCCAAGUUAUCCUCAGCUUUAUCUGACAAAGAUAGACUUUUGCAGGAGAAGGCUGAGCUGCACCAGAAACUUAAAAGUCUGGAAUUGCAGCUGCAAAGAGCACAGCUGGGCAAAGAAGGUUUUACUCAGCAAGUCUGUGAGCUACACUCUGACCUAGCUCAGGCCAAAAGCUUGGCCAGCCAACAUCAACAGAGUGCCAUACUAAUGAAAGAAAAACUGCACUCAGUUAAACAGGUGAAUGAGAAUCUGUCAACAGAGCUGGCCACAGUCACAGAAAGGCUUCAGCUCACACUGCAGCAGCUACAUGAACUGGAAGCAGAGAAACUGAUCCAUACCAAUCAGAUCACUGCACUGGAGGCUGAGCGGUUGCAGCUGAUUAGUGAGAAGGAAGAACUGAAGGAUGUGUUUGACCCAGGAGAUCAAGAAGAGAUUAGGAAGCUAAAGGUGCAAUGCUGCCAACUCAGAAAAUUCCAAGAGAGUUUAGAAGUUGAGAAGAAGGAGCUGGAGGCACACUGUCAUGGUCUGGAAAAGAAAGUGCAGAAUGUGGAGGCAGAGUAUGGGCUUAAAGAGCAGGAACUUAAUCGUGUGAAAGACAAGAUGGAGCAGGAGAAAGAGGAGCUGAGGAAAGUGGCGGCUCACUGGAACGAACGAUGGCUGGACGUGGCCAUGACACUGCAGUCUACUCAGACACAGCUAGAGGAGGCCAAGAAACAUCAGCAAGACUCGAGUGCACUGAGGGAAGAGGCAGCUGGAAUGGCCAGUAAGGUGCAAGCACUUGAAACAGAUGUAAAGGACAGCCAGCAUCUGAUCCACAGCUUGCUUGAUGAAAAAAAACACCUUGAAACAGAGCUGGCCAGAAUAAAAGCUGGUACUUUGGAACAAUUGGAGCUCGAUGCCUGCAGGCAGCACUUGGACGUAGAGCAGAAUGAAAGCCAGACUUCGCAGCAGAGGAUGAUGGAAAACCCAGCAUCUUUGGAAGACGUUAAUGCGGAGCUAGUGCAGCUAAAGGCUGAAUUACAGAAUGUGUGGGACAUGCUAAAGAGCCGUGACACUGAGCUGGAGGUACAACAGCAGGAGCUACAAUCUGCUCUUGACCAGGUGACCCAGCAGAGCAGCGAGGUACAGAGACUGGAACAGCAACUGGCUAAGAAAAAUCAGGAACUAAAAGAAAGGGAUCUUGCUCUUAAGGAUUUGAUGAGACAGGGAGGCACAGUAAAAAAACAGACCCAAGAGAAGAUACCAGCUCUAAAAAAUGAGCUUAGUGGAAAUAAAGAUCUGGAUACUGAUGAGAAGCUGAAUUCCUUCAAAAAUAUGCAGCUGAAUGAGACUAAGAGGACAGCUGAAGAGCAGAGACAGGACACUGAGGAUCUACAGAACUCACUUAGUCGUAAACCUUCCCAAAAGAUUAAAGAGGAAAGGAAAUCUCCAACAUUAAACAGAAAGGAGAAAUCUGACCUCAUAGACCCUAAUCAACAGAGAAGGCUAAUCACUGAACAGCUGAAGACACUGUUUAAAGAGAGGGAGCAGACAGGACAGGUCUUGGACCAGAGCUCAAAGUCUCUUAAAAUUAACAAGCUGCAGGAGCAAGGAGAACAUGCUGUAGCUCAGGAGUCACAGGAACUUAACUGUAGCACUACCAAUUCCCACUGAAGUGUCUGCAUCAAAUCCAAGAUUCAGGAGUUCCAUUAAGGUGUAGUGAGAAGACUUCACCAGCUCAUCAACUGUUACCAAGUUAUAUUUACAAGAAAGAGAAUGCAACAGUGUUAACCAGAUAAUUGGAGAAAUGUGACUCAAGGCUGGAGGGGGAGAAGAAGGAUAAGGAGGAUGCCUUUACUCAGGCUUGUGAGGAAGACAUUAAUAGUGAUAGGUUUAAUUAGAAGUUAGAUGUAAUUAAUAGAUUUACCUUAACAAAAUGUUUCCAAUUGUGUUAUGUUACAGAUCUUUACAGGUUACAUGUAUCUUUAUUUGUACAAAAUAUAUGUUAAAUAAUCGGAUUUACCUUUGAAGUUUUAACAUUACAAUGACCAUAAAGAAUUCCAAAUCUACAAGCCUUAUACUCUACAAGUUUUACUGUUAAACACAAGGCUUAUGUAUGUUUAUGCUUGUUUUUUUAUUUUAUUUUCAUUUAACAGUGAGAGACAAUGUUAAUGCUUGUUUUUUUUAAUCUAAUUUUAUUUUCGUUUUAACAGUGAGAAGUAUAAUGUUUAUGCUUGUUUUUAUUUAAUUUUUAUCAGCCUCUUUAUCCUGGUCAGAAUCGCAGCAGGUCCAGUUCCACUGGGAAACACUACCCUGGACAGGCUGCCAUACAGUGCAUGUUUAAAAUCCAUUUAUUUCUUUACAAUGCAAAGCAGGAUUACACCUUUCAUACUUACUUUACACAUCAAAAAAUGAUCACAGCAUGCACAGGGUGCCAAACAUUUGCAUCCAACUACAAAUGCAUAACCGUCUGCUUGAAGAAUUUAAAUAAAGGACAAUUUUUAACCACG
Messenger RNA from Trichomycterus rosablanca, 3536 nucleotides. Its product is annotated as centrosome-associated protein CEP250. Bases 1 to 2700 code for a protein of 899 amino acids. The record is from RefSeq and is a predicted model, not a curated record. NCBI's taxonomy places the organism in Eukaryota, Metazoa, Chordata, Actinopteri, Siluriformes, Trichomycteridae. The transcript has 23 exons.